AAAGAGCGGCGAAUGUAAACAAUAGCAAAUUUCAGUACCGGAAAAAAUGCAUGCUGCAAACGGUGACUAAACUAAUUCUGCAUAUAAGUAUCCAAAUAGAACAGAACUUUUCCACAUACCAAACUUUUUGGGGCCAAAGUUCGAUAACGCACAAAAAUGGAAGUAACGCUUGCAGCUGGUGAACAAGUGGUGCCGGAAAUCAAAUACGAAUAUUUGGAUCAUACGGCGGAUGUACAACUGCACGCCUGGGGUGAAACAUUACAAGAAGCCUUCGAGCAAUGUGGCAUGGCAAUGUUCGGGUACAUGACCGAGCUGUCCACGGUGGAGAUAAAGAAGUGUUACCAGAUCAAAACGGAUCCGACGGAUGAUGUCGAUAAUCUUUUGUUUCGCUUUCUCGAUGAGCUGUUGUUUCUGUUUUCAGCGGAACCGUUUUUAAUUUGCAAAAAACUGGAGAUAACCAAGUUCGAUUUGGAGCAGUUUACGAUCGAAUGCAACUGCUAUGGCGAAGAGUUCGAUCUCACAAAGCAUCCGCAAGGCACUGAAGUGAAGGCUAUAACGUAUUCGGCAAUGAAAAUUUAUUCAACUCCAGAGCACGAAAAGAAUGAAGUGUUUGUAAUAAUCGAUAUUUGAAUAAAUGUAAGUCGGUCAGCGUACGCUAAAACCAGUAGGGGUGGCAGAAUUUUUAUGUUAAUCGUAAUCAUUUCAUGAUCUACGAGACCAUCAAAUUAUAAGGAUUUUCUGAGGAAGGAAUUGUGCGUUUCAGUGCAAAUAAUUGGGCGAUCGGAAUAAACUGUUGAAAUAGC
Anopheles coustani is the source of this 803-nucleotide messenger RNA. It is a transcript of the gene Archease, whose product is annotated as protein archease-like. NCBI's taxonomy places the organism in Eukaryota, Metazoa, Arthropoda, Insecta, Diptera, Culicidae. The coding region runs from base 157 to 630 and encodes 157 amino acids. Gene Ontology annotation, cellular component: tRNA-splicing ligase complex. The record is from RefSeq and is a predicted model, not a curated record. The transcript is spliced from 4 exons. Gene Ontology annotation, biological process: tRNA splicing, via endonucleolytic cleavage and ligation.